This is a messenger RNA of Penicillium alfredii, 1218 nucleotides long. Its product is annotated as complex I NDUFA9 subunit family protein. Gene Ontology annotation, cellular component: mitochondrion. Gene Ontology annotation, molecular function: protein-containing complex binding. Lineage: Eukaryota; Fungi; Ascomycota; Eurotiomycetes; Eurotiales; Aspergillaceae. The record is from RefSeq and is a predicted model, not a curated record. The transcript is spliced from 8 exons. The coding region runs from base 1 to 1218 and encodes 405 amino acids.
AUGCAGAAGUCCCGGGCCAUGCAUUCUGUCCUGGGGCAGAGGGCCUUUGUCCCUGCCCCUCGGGUCCAGGUUCAAUUCCAACGCCGUUACCUCCAGGAUGUCUCCAUCACUCGAACGGGAAAGCCCAUCUUGAAGGUCCAGGGUGGCCGCUCGUCUCUCGGAGGUAGCUCUACCCUUUUUGCUUCGUUUUUCGCCUCGGAUAUGCGAUCGGCUCACAUCUUGAUUCUAGGUCACACUGCCACGGUUUUCGGUGCUACGGGUUUCUUGGGUCGAUACAUUGUCAACAAGCUCGCCACCCAGGGAUGCACAGUGGUCGUCCCCUACCGCGAGGAGAUGAUGAAGAGACACUUGAAGCCAACGGGUGAUCUGGGACGGGUGAACUUCAUUGAAUACGACCUGCGCAACACCCAGUCCAUCGAGGAGAGCGUCCGUCACUCCGACAUCGUCUACAACCUUGUCGGUCGCCAAUACCCUACGAAGAACUUCACCUACGAGGACGUUCAUGUUGACGGUGCCGAGCGCAUCGCCGAGGCGGUCGCCAAAUAUGAUGUGGACCGAUUUGUCCAUGUUUCAUCUUACAAUGCGCGCAAGGACUCGCCGUCGGAGUACUUUGCCACCAAGGGAUGGGGAGAGGAAGUCGUCCGCUCCAUCUACCCCGAGACGACGAUUGUGCGCCCUGCCCCAAUGUUCGGUUUCGAAGACAACCUCCUCCACAAACUGGCUGGCGUCACCAACCUGUUUACUGCCAACCACAUGCAGGAGCGUUUCUGGCCGGUUCACGCAAUUGAUGUCGGCCGCGCCCUGGAGCGGAUGCUGCACGAUGACAGCACUGUUGGCCAGACGUACGAGCUGUACGGCCCCAAGAAUUACUCGACGGCCGAGAUUGCCGAGCUUGUCGACCGUGAGAUCAUCAAGAACCGCCGUCACCUCAACGUCCCCAAGGCCAUUCUCAAGCCUAUGGCCUACUACCUCAACAAGUACAUUUGGUGGCACACCACCUCCGCGGACGAGGUGGAGCGUGAGUUCAUGGACCAGGAGAUCGACCCGGAGGCCAAGACAUUCAAGGAUCUGGGCAUUGAGGAGACCGCCGAUCUUGCCGACCUGACCUUCCACUACCUGCAAGGAUACCGCAGCGCCUCGUACUACGACCUUCCUCCGGCCACGGAGCGCGAGCGUCGCGAGGAGAAAAAGUACCUGCAUGUGCUGGACGACCAGUAG